AGGUUCCCUUAUUUAUCUCGCGAGAUCUGACAAAAGCGGGACUGGCAGGGUCACGGACGUGAGCAGGUUCCCUUAUUUAUCUCGCGAGAUCUGACAAAGCGGGACUGGCAGGGUCACGGACGUGAGCAGGAAGAGGAAAAAGCAAAAUGGCGUUUGACGGAAAAUACGUUUUUGUAGUUGUUAUGGCGCCGUGUUCCUCAUUUCUGCGCACAGGUGCACAUAUAUGUCGUUUAAUUACUUAAACAUCGUUAAUAAAAGUAUGUAUUUGGACACGAUGGUCGGAGCGCACUUUAACGCUUUUCUUGCUAGCUCAGGUUGGCUAGUUAGCUUAGCUCGUUAGCGGCUAACAAAGAGAGGCGAAGGUCGCUUGGCAGUUAACAAGUGGGAGUGCAAAGUGUUGAGAUCGUGACAAAAUGCGAGAAAGAACGGCAGUAAAGCACGAGGAGGAAGUUUCUCCAACAAAAGAGGAGAAGCAGCGACAACAUGAAGGACUGGACGAUGUUUGCAAGAAGCAUCACUUUGUGUCGCACACAACAGCAGAUGUCCAGCUGCCACAUCAUUUUAAAGAGGAAGAUCCACAUCCCCCUACAGUGAAAGAGGAAGAGGAGAAACCACCACCCCCGCACAUCGAAGAGGAAGAGGAGGAGCUCUGGAUCACUCGGGAGGGAGAGUGUCUUCUAGGGCCACAGGAGGAGGAUGAUGAUGUCACCGAGUUUCCACUGACUGGUGUCCCCGUGAAGACUGAAGAGCGUGAAGAGAAACCACCUGAGUCCUCACAGCUUCAUCACAGUCCAAACCUCGGUCAUUCAGAAGGACUUCUACCUCAGCCGCAGUGUGAAGGCUAUAUUUUGAAGCAAGAGCAUCCACGGCCCCCCCACGUUAAAGAGGAAGGGGAGGAAUUCUGGAUAACGCAGGAAGCUGGUCUUACCAAAUUGCCGCUGACUGUUGUCUCUUUGAAGACUGAAGACGAUGAAGAGAAACCACAAGUAGACAACCUCUUAGCUCCACUAUCAGAUAGUGAGGCUGAAGACGACGUUGAAGAACAUUUGAGCAGCGACACAGACUGUGAAGGUGAUAUGAGGACUCACACUGACAACAAACCCUCACGGUUCUCCAAAAAGAAGAGGGGCAAAACACAUUUCAGCUGCUCAGUUUGUGCUAAAAGCUUUUCCAAAAAGAACUCUUUGACUCAACAUAUGAGAACACACACGGGAGAAAAAAUGUUUAGUUGUUCAUUUUGUGGUAAAGCAUUUUCUCAUGAGAUUUAUUUGACCAGACACAUGAGAACGCACACAGGCGAAAAACCAUUUAAGUGUUCAGUUUGCGGUAAAUCUUUUUCCCAAAAGGCCAACUUGAAUUCACACAUGAGAACACACACAGGGGAGAAACUAUGCAUUUGUUCAAUUUGUGGUAAAGGUAUGUCUCGUAUGACACAUUUGACAGUGCACAUGAGAACACACACUGGAGAGAAACCGUUUAAUUGUUCAGUUUGCGGUCGAAAUUUUUCUUUGAAAGCCCAUUUGACAGGACACAUGAGAACGCACACAGAAGAGAAAUCAUUCAAUUGCUCAGUUUGUGGUAAGUUUUUUUCCCAAAAGGCCCAUUUGACAGGACACAUGGAAAUACAUAAAGGAGGGAAAAAAUUUAUUUGUUCGGUUUGCGGUCAAAAUUUUUCUCGUAAGAUCUAUUUGACCAGACACAUGAGAACACAUAAUGGAGAGAAGCCAUUUAAAUGUUCCGUUUGUGGUUCAAAUUUUUCUCAAAAGGCCAAUUUGAAUGCACACAUGAGAACACACACAGGAGAGAAACCAUGGAUUUGUUCAAUUUGCGGCAAACAUAUGUCUCGAAAGACAUAUUUGACAGUACACAUGAGAACACACACAGGAGAAAAACCUUUUAAUUGCUCAGUUUGCGGUCAACAGUUUUCUUCUAAAGCACAUCUGACAGGACACUUGAGAACGCACUCAGGAGAUAAACCAUUUAAUUGUUCAGUUUGCAUUCAAACUUUCUCUCAAAGGCCACAUUUGACAGCACACAUGAGAACGCACACAGGAGAGAAACCGUUUGAUUGUUCAGUUUGCGGUCAAACGUUUUCCCAAAAGUCUAAUUUGGCAGGACACGUGAGAACACACACGGGGGAGAAACCCUUUAACUGUUCAAUUUGUUGGAAAACCUUUUCAUCCAGGCAAGUUUUAAAACAACACACCAUUAAGCACACUGCGGAAAAAAACAUUUAGUUGGCUCGCAUACGACGUCACAUCUAUCUUUCUUGGUCACUGCUUGAAGGGGAACAUUAUCAGCAGACCUAUGUAAGCGUCAAUAUAUACCUUGAUGGUGCAGAAAAAAGACCAUCUAUUUUUUUAACCGAUUUCCGAACUCUAAAUGGGUGAAUUUUGGCGAAUUAAACGCCUUUCUGUUUAUCGCGCUGGAGGCGAUGACGUCAGAAUGUGACGUCGCCGAGGUAACACACCCGCCAUUUUCAUUUUCAACACAUUACAAACACCGAGUCUCAGCUCUAUUUUUUGGAACCUUGGAGACAUCAUGCCUCGUCGGUGUGUUGUCGGAGGGUGUAACAAAACUAACAGGGAGGGAUUCAAGUUGCACCACUGGCCCCAUGAUGCAAAAGUGUCUGCCACCAGACCCCCAUUGAAUGUGCCAGAGUGUCUCCACAUUUGACCGGCGAUGCUAAGGCAGACAUGGCACAGAGAUGUAUGGAUAACCUGCAGAUGUAUUUGCAACGAUAGUCAACGAAAUCACAAAGGUGAGUUUUGUUGAUGUUGACUGCCAGCUAAUCGAUGCUAACAUGCUACGCUAAUCGAUGCUAACAUGCUAUUUACCGGCGGUGCUAAAGCAGACAUGGCACAGAGAUGUAUGGAUAACCUGCAGAUGCAUUUGCAACUAUAUUACGUUUCCUUCCACCCACAUUUAAUGCGAAACAAACACUUACCAAUCGACGGAUUUAAGUUGCUCCAGUGUCAAAAGAUGCGAAAGUCCUGAUCGUUUGGUCCGCACAUUUUACCGGCGAUGCUAACGCAGCUAUUCGGCCAUGCUAAGGCUAUGAAUAGCGUCAAUAGCUAUUCGCUCAAUAGCUUCAGUUUCUUCUUCAAUACUUUCAUACUCCAACCAUCUGUUUCAAUACAUGCGUAAUCUGUUGAAUCGCUUAAGUCGCUGAAAUCCGAGUUUGAAUCCGGGCUAAUGUCACUAUAUCUUGCUGUGGUAUUCCCAUUGUUUGUUUACAUUGGCAGCACUGUGUGACGUCACAGGGAAAUGGCCAGUGUCUUCGCAGAGAGCGAAAAUAAGGCACUUUAAAGCUUUAUUUAGGGAUAUUCCGACACCGGUAAAAUUUUGAAAAAAACUUCAAAAAAUACAACAAGCCACUGGGAACUGAUUUUUAUUGUUUUUAACCCUUUUGAAAUUGUGAUAAUGUUCCCCUUUAAUUCACGUGAUGGUCAACCAGCUUGAGUGUAGCAUUAAAACGAGUAAGAGUGAGUUUACAGUUUGAGUACCAACAUAAAAAGCAAUAUUACUGUUCUGUUCUCGGGUCUUCCAGUCAUUCCAAAAGAGAUGUAGGAAAGAGCUUUCAUAGAGUCCUGAAAGAAGUGGUUAGACCGAAUUUGAAGUGUCGCCCUAUUAUUGUGGAGCCUUAUGUUUGUGACUGGCAUAAGAAAAUACUUUACAUAUUUUGAAUAAAUUGUCUGAUUUA
Messenger RNA from Nerophis ophidion (straightnose pipefish), 3703 nucleotides. RefSeq names its product gastrula zinc finger protein XlCGF57.1-like. The transcript is spliced from 3 exons. Gene Ontology annotation, cellular component: nucleus. The record is from RefSeq and is a predicted model, not a curated record. Gene Ontology annotation, biological process: regulation of transcription by RNA polymerase II. The coding region runs from base 414 to 2237 and encodes 607 amino acids. Lineage: Eukaryota; Metazoa; Chordata; Actinopteri; Syngnathiformes; Syngnathidae. Gene Ontology annotation, molecular function: RNA polymerase II cis-regulatory region sequence-specific DNA binding; DNA-binding transcription factor activity, RNA polymerase II-specific.